CUGAAAAAAAGUAGUCUAAGUUUUAUGUAAAAAUUUUAUCUCAUGGCUCUCUCAGAUGAUCCAGAGAUGCAGCCCUUCCUCUUUGGAUUGUUCCUGUCUAUGUACCUGGUCACAGUGCUUGGGAACCUGCUCAUCAUCCUGGCUGUCAGCUUUGACUCUCAUCUCCACACCCCCAUGUAUUUCUUCCUCUCCAACCUGUCCUUGGAUGACAUCUGUUUCAUCUCCACAACAGUCCCCAAGGUGGCUGUGGACAUCAAAAUUCACAGAAGAGAGAUUUUCUAUGUGAACUGCCUGACACAGAUGUCAUUUUUGAUCCUUUUUGGAUGCAUGGAUGCUAAGCUUCUGACUGUGAUGACCUAUGACUGGUUUGAGGCCAUCUGUCACCCCCUGUAUUACUCAGUCAUCAUGAACCCUCACUUCUUUGGCUUCUUAGUUUCCACGUCUUUUUUAGUUAGUCUUGUGGAUUACAAGGCACACAACCUGAUUGCCUUGCAAAUCAUCUACUUCAAGGAUGUGGAAAUUUCCAAUUUCUUUUGUGACCCUGCACAACUCCUUAAUCUUGCUUGCUCUGAUACAUUCAUUAAUAACAUAGUAAUGUAUUUUGUUGAUGUCAUAUCUGGUUUUCUUCCUAUCUCUGGAAUCUUCUCUUAUUACAAAAUUGUUUCCUCAUUUCUGAGCGUCCCAUCAUUAGGUGGGAGAUGUAAAGCCUUCUUCACCUGUGGUUCUUACCCAUCAGUUGUUUGCUUAUUUUACGGAACAGCCAUUGGAGUGUAUCUUGGUUCAGCGGUGUCACAUUCCCCCAGAAAAAGUGCAGUGGCUUCACUGAUAUACACUGUGAUGACCCCUAUGUUGAAUCCCUUCAUCUACAGCCUGAGGAACAGGGACAUUAAAAGUGCUGUGAGGAAGCUCCACAGCAGAACAGUGUCAUUUCUGGGCCUGUGGUAUUCCAUUUGUAAUGCAGAUUGGUAA
This is a messenger RNA of Nannospalax galili (Upper Galilee mountains blind mole rat), 969 nucleotides long. RefSeq names its product olfactory receptor 18-like. The record is from RefSeq and is a predicted model, not a curated record. Gene Ontology annotation, cellular component: membrane. Bases 43 to 969 code for a protein of 308 amino acids. Gene Ontology annotation, molecular function: G protein-coupled receptor activity; olfactory receptor activity. Gene Ontology annotation, biological process: G protein-coupled receptor signaling pathway. The transcript is spliced from 2 exons. NCBI's taxonomy places the organism in Eukaryota, Metazoa, Chordata, Mammalia, Rodentia, Spalacidae.